Anthonomus grandis grandis is the source of this 2459-nucleotide messenger RNA. RefSeq names its product maternal protein exuperantia (gene exu). Gene Ontology annotation, biological process: bicoid mRNA localization. The record is from RefSeq and is a predicted model, not a curated record. The coding region runs from base 179 to 1480 and encodes 433 amino acids. Lineage: Eukaryota; Metazoa; Arthropoda; Insecta; Coleoptera; Curculionidae. Gene Ontology annotation, molecular function: protein homodimerization activity; RNA binding. The transcript is spliced from 4 exons.
UGCAGAGUGUCUGUUUCUGCCCCCGUUAUCGAACAGUCGUCCAUCAAUCAAGCAACAUAAGGUUUUGUUUACUAAUCAGUCGAGUGCGGCCGUUGUUUUUUUAACAAAUUAAAGGGUAGAGCUUGUGUCAAAACGGCGAGUUUUUUUAACAAUUAUUGAGGAAAAGAUCUGAACCAAGAUGGUGCAUGAUACUUCAAGUUCCAGCGACGAGAUCGCUAAUCCGCCUCAAAUAAUCGAAACGCCACCAAAAGGCAUCCCCAUCGGCAAGUACCGUCUUGUAGGAUGGGCUGUAGAUACGACAGGUCGUCGUUUAAUCGACGAAAUCGUACAAAUAGCGGCUUACACGCCGAACUCUUCCUUUUCCCAGUACAUCAUGCCAUUCUCCGACUUAAACAGCAUCUACAGUCGUAAACACAACAUUAGGGUGUUCAACACCGCCCGCUACAGGAGACUGAAAGAUCUGAGAACCGGACAAUUCCUAAAAACCAAAAGCGAAAUUUCUGCCCUCAAUGAUUUUAUUGAAUGGCUUGAAACUGCUAAAGGGGAAACUGAUGGAGUCAUACUAAUAUUCCAUGAGGUGCGCAAAUCCACUCCGGGCAUGCUUCUCGAAGCUUUGAAGAAAAACAACCUUUUGGACCGCUUUGACAAAGUAUGCAAAGGAUUCGCCAACGGCUAUAGCAUCGCAACCGCUAAAUGCCAAAAUAGCAUCAAGACUUAUAACCUUCGUGUGAUGGGGAAAGUAUUAUUAGGAAGAGAAAAUACUGAUUUUAGUAAUGCUGUAGUUAGGGCUGCUGCUGUGUACGAUAUCGCCGUUCAUCUUGCUCAAGGGGAGAGGGAAGAACUGAACCAGGCACCUAAAAUUAGUACUGGAACCGAGCCUGAGCUCAUGGCAUUGAUUUGCCCUUUUACUAAUUCAUUAAGUGAUGAGGAGGAAGAAACCAAGGCCUUGAAGGUACUUCUUGAGAGACAGAACACAUUCCGGCCAGUCUUUGGUGCCCUUCUGAAGGCGAGUUCUACGGAGAGACAUCAUGCCAAUCAUUUAAGAAGACUUUUGGCUGAAAACAAUAUCAACUAUGACUUACUUAAGGAAGCUUACGAGAAGGGGGCUAAAGAUGCUUUGGAUAAAAUAUUGAAGCAAGAAAUUGCCAACGCAAACGAAGCGGAUCUAACCGAACUGCUCGAGAUCCUGGACUGUUUCUUUGAUCCCGAGAAGGAACCGAUCCGGCCCAAGGCGCCUUUUUAUCGGUUCCCGAGGCGACCGAGGCCAAAAUCCUUCAGUAAAAACAACCGAUCCAACUCGCGAGGCAAGAAAAACCCCUCGGAGUCGGGCAAAGGCGACGAAUCGAUCGAUAAAGUCGAGAGUAACGAGAACUCGGGCUGUAGCGACAACGCGGGCAUUGAAAACGCCCCGGUCAGUGCCGAAACGUCGCCCCAGAAGCAGCAAGAAACGCAGCAACCUGCAGAAGUGCCUGCUAACUAAUUUAGACUAGAUUGUUCUAGUGCCUUUAUUGUAGAGUUAGAUGGUUUAUUUCAGUCAGUCGGGUGACAAAACCUGGUAUUUGUUCAUUUUUGCAAGAAUUUUUUACCAAGGGCGCGACUUACAGGACCAACUGAUUUACCCUUAGAGUAUUGGGGAAGUCAAGCGUGGGCAGAGUAAGAAAAUAUUUUUUUUACUACACGAGUUGGAUAUGUGCUAUUUAGGUAAAUGCCUAGGCCUAAACUGUGUUAAGGUGUCAAAUGUUCAUCAAAUCAUAACUAUGUAGUACACCGUUCAAAACUAAAACAUUCGAACGGGAAAAUCGAUUCAAGCGAAAAAUAAAACGCUCUUAGAGAUGUUAAAUCGACGUUUCGACCUCUUUGAGGUCAUCCUCGGUGCUAUAAUAAAUUGGUUGUGUUUUUAAGAGAAAAUUCAUAAAUAAAUUUAUUUAAGGAACAUGUUAGUGCAUGUCCAUGCUACGCCCUCUCAUGGUAAGUAGGGAUUAUUGAAAUGUGCUUGCUCUGAGAAGGUAGUCCUAGUAAUCCAUCAUAUAUUUCUUGAAAGUAUUUAUCAAUUUAUAUGUAGCUCUGAGGAUCCUUAUAGAGGUCGAAACAUCAACUUAAUUUAAACACAUUUUUGUACAAGGGAGUUAUUUUUGACAAUUCAGAUCAAAUUUUGGGUAAAUAAGAUGUUCUUGUCGACGGUUUAAGUUUCGCCCGUGGAAAUUAAGCAAAAUUGCCAUAAUAUCGUGUUUUGCCAUUCCGACUACUGAUUUAUAAUUAAUUUUACGUUUAGAGCCAGUUUUGACUGUGUUUUGGGUUAUUAUUUGGUUAACCCAGAGUUGGUUGGAAAACUUUUUAUUUAAUUCUUUAUUAGUUAUUUUGUUCUGAAUAAUUUAUAAAGCGAUAUUUUUUCAUGGAUUUUUCGACGCAUAUUUUUUUUUUGUUGGUAAUAUAUCUAAUAUAUUGUGUUUUCGUUGAGA